GGAGCUUGAACACAGCAGGAUUCAAUGCAUUAUGCAUGGAUCAGCCCUCUGGAAUUGCACAUGCACAUAAGUUAUGCCUGUAGGAAAACAGUCAUUUAAAACCUCCUUCUUCCCCACCCCUUGGAGCUGACUUGCGUUAAAUAUUAACAAACUUGGUUCAUCAAUUCCCUGGUUCAUUUGGCUUCUUUUAACAACAGAUGUUAUUACAACAACUCCUCUCCCAGCACCGGCCGAUGGUGAAACCCAAGAGUCUGGUGCUGUAACUCUGCCCGGAGAGCCUGGUUGCUGCCCCGGCUGUGCGGUUUCCCCCUCUCUGCCUGGGAUCACCAAUGCUACUUGCCUUUGGCUUCUGCAAGUAGCUCGUGCUGUGAGCCGCUAGUUGCAGAGAGGCGUUGGUUAAAGGAGACGCAGAAAAGGAGUGAGGGAGCCCACAGGAAGGCGAGUUCCUGCUGUCGGAGGAGGAGGAGGAGGAGGAAGCGGUGAGCAUGGCCAGCGGCUCCAGUGCGCUGCCCCGGGUGACUUUCCAGACACCAGAGAAACCUGGUGAGGAGUCUUCACACAGAAAACUGGGCAAAUUAACCAUAAAGUACAACCGUAAAGACCUACAGCGAUGGCUAGACCUGGAGGAAUGGAUCAACACCCAGCUGCAGGAGCUGUACCAAUGCCGGCUAAGAGAGGAAACAGAGGCAGCAGCUCCUGAACCACAAAUUGAUCUCGAAGAUCUCCUGGAGGUCCCUAAUGAAGAACAAAAAUUAAAACUACAGGAAAUCCUCCAUGAGUGCUCCAGCCCGACAGAGGACUUCAUUACAGAACUGCUUAGUCGAUUGAAAGGCCUCCGGAGAGUCACCAAUCCUCAGAAGAAAUGACCUUGCCCACAUGGAACACCCAGCUUUGGUUACAAGGAAACGUCUGUUUUCCCCACAAAAACCAGGAUCAGCAACAUCACUUCAGAAUAUGUUUAGAACUUACUGUUAUUGAGAAACAUCACCAAGUUUGUGAACUUUGUACCAGUGGUUUGAAGUCUCCACUCCUUCCAGAUCUACGCACACAGCAGGGAGCUAAACUGUACAUUUUCCUGAUUCUUAAAGGGCAUGUUAACCUGGGGAACAGAACAAGAUGUCCCUCCUUUAGUUUCUCCUAGGAACUUCCAUACUGGCUGAGGAGCACUGAAUACAGUUCUCAGGAGCUCAUGAAGACUUCUUUCCGCCCACUGCAAAGAAAACAAGGCAUUGGUUAUCACUCAUUCAUCACCAUGGAAAAUCAGUUACUGUUAAGCUGCACCCUGUUUCAGUCUGGCUGGGACCCAGCUGUGAUCUCCUGCCUGUUACUGCUGUACCUGACUUUACAGCAUUGCACAUACUUUGUAAGUUAUUAAGCCUCUGUUAUUCAUGAAAGUUGGACAGAAAAUACACAGUAGGAUGGAAGAAAAAUGUUUAGGUGCACCUGGUCUACUUAAGGGGAAGUUAGUGAAACAGCUGCUAAGGCUAAUGGAAGAGAGAUUGAUUUUCCUUUUUGUGGAAUUUAGCAUCUUCUGAAGGACUAAGGGCUGGGAACGAUUUUUCUCAUAAUUUAAAAAGAUGUUGGGAAAAUGCUUCUUUUGUAUAUUAAAACAGAGAAAACCAGC
This is a messenger RNA of Grus americana (Whooping crane), 1624 nucleotides long. RefSeq names its product protein phosphatase 1 regulatory inhibitor subunit 14D (gene PPP1R14D). Gene Ontology annotation, molecular function: protein serine/threonine phosphatase inhibitor activity. The coding region runs from base 486 to 866 and encodes 126 amino acids. The transcript is spliced from 4 exons. Gene Ontology annotation, cellular component: cytoplasm. Gene Ontology annotation, biological process: regulation of phosphorylation. The record is from RefSeq and is a predicted model, not a curated record. Lineage: Eukaryota; Metazoa; Chordata; Aves; Gruiformes; Gruidae.